Messenger RNA from Prunus armeniaca (apricot), 1047 nucleotides. The record is from the annotation of a GenBank genome assembly. Lineage: Eukaryota; Viridiplantae; Streptophyta; Magnoliopsida; Rosales; Rosaceae.
AUGGGCACUCUCUCGCAUGCUGCGAUCGCCCCCAGACUCGCCGCCCUCCACCACCACCGCGCUUCCCAUGGACUUUCGCAUCCGAGUUCGCCAUCUCUGAGGCUGCCUGCUUCCAAUGGAGUUGCCAAGAAGAGCCGCGUCGUCUUCGCUCAGAGCAAGAGCCACAACAAGGACAUCGAUUUCAGCGAUCCUGACUGGAAAUCCAAGUUCCAGAGGGAUUUCGAGAGGCGCUUCAACAUCCCUCACAUCACUGACGUAUUCCCCGAAUCUGUUCCCAUUCCUUCCACCUUCUGCCUCAGGAUGAGGACUCCGGUGAUAGAAGACUUUGCAGGGGGCUACCCAUCAGAUGAAGAGUGGCAUGGUUACAUAAACAACAACGACCGCGUACUUCUCAAGACUAUAUACUAUUCGUCACCUACAUCUGCUGGUGCUGAAUGCAUUGAUCCUAACUGUACGUGGGUGGAGCAAUGGGUUCAUCGUGCUGGGCCUCGAGAAAAAAUAUAUUUUAAACCGGAAGAAGUGAAAGCAGCGAUUGUAACAUGCGGAGGGCUAUGCCCUGGUCUUAAUGACGUCAUCAGACAGAUUGUCAUUACACUUGAAAUAUAUGGAGUAAAAAAGAUUGUGGGGAUUCCUUAUGGUUACCGCGGAUUUUCUGACAAAGAAUUAGCUGAAAUGCCACUAUCAAGGAAAGUGGUUCAAAAUGUUCAUCUUUCUGGAGGAAGCUUGUUAGGAGUUUCACGUGGAGGUCCCAGUGUUAGUGAAAUGGUGGACAGUUUGGAGGAAAGAGGAAUCAAUAUGCUUUUUGUUUUGGGUGGAAAUGGCACACAUGCUGGAGCUGACGCUAUACACAAUGAGUGCCGUAAAAGACGGUUAAGAGUGGCUGUAGUUGGUGUGCCAAAAACCAUAGACAACGAUAUUUUGCUAAUGGACAAAACUUUUGGGUUUGAUACGGCUGUUGAAGAAGCACAACGUGCAAUAAGUUCAGCAUAUAUUGAGGCACAUAGUGCUUACCAUGGCGUUGGCAUUGUGAAAACUGAUGGGUCGUAG